CUCCCCAGUUCUCUUGCAAUGGGAGUACGUGGAGGAGUCUUCACGCUGAUGUUUGGCAAAUUAAACCUUCGUCUCAGGAACCAUCUCUUCAGGACGCUGAUGAGGCAGGAAAUCGCCUUUUUUGAUGAAAACCAUACAGGGGACAUUAUUUCCCGUCUGUCGGCGGACACCACACAAGUGAGCGACCUGAUCUCCAACAAUGUCAACGUGUUCCUGCGGAGCAUCGUUAAGGGCGUCGGCUUCUUCAUCUUCAUGUUCGGAAUGUCCUGGAAGCUCACAUUGGUCACCAUCAUGGGAUUCCCCUUCAUCGCUGUCGUCUCCAAACUCUAUGGAGAUUACUACAAGAAAUUGACCAAAGAGGUGCAAACAACCCUUGCAGAGGCCAAUAAAGUUGCAGAGGAAACUAUUUCGUCGAUGAGGACGGUUCGCAGCUUCGCUAACGAGGAGGGGGAGGCCGACACGUACCUUAGCAAACUCCUGGUCAUGUUCCAGCUCAACAAAAAGCAAGCGCUGGCCUACGCUGGGUACAUGUGGUCGAGCUGUAUCUCGGAGCUUGCUUUAGAGAUAGCCGUCCUCUACUAUGGCGGCCAUCUUGUCGUCAGCGGGCAGAUGAGCAGCGGUUCUUUAAUAUCGUUUUUUAUAUACAUGCUGGAACUGGGCGAAUGUCUCGAGAGCAUUGCCUCGGUGUACACGGGGCUCAUGCAGGGAGUCGGAGCGGCAGAGAAAGUAUUUGAGUAUCUGGACCGGGAACCCAAACACCGGGCUGACGGCACCGAGGCUCCGGACACCUGCUCGGGUCUGGUGGAGUUCAAAGACAUCACGUUUGCAUACCCGACACGCCCCGAUACCGAUAUUCUCAAGGUUCGUUCUCAGGGAUCUUUCUGCCAACACACAUAUUUUUAUCCUGCUUACACACCCACAAAAACAUAUCAAAUCGUGAGGAAUGAUCGCAGAUG
Messenger RNA from Notothenia coriiceps (black rockcod), 956 nucleotides. It is a transcript of the gene abcb9, whose product is annotated as ATP-binding cassette, sub-family B (MDR/TAP), member 9. The record is from RefSeq and is a predicted model, not a curated record. Gene Ontology annotation, biological process: transmembrane transport. Gene Ontology annotation, cellular component: membrane. NCBI's taxonomy places the organism in Eukaryota, Metazoa, Chordata, Actinopteri, Perciformes, Nototheniidae. The annotation marks the transcript as partial. Gene Ontology annotation, molecular function: ABC-type oligopeptide transporter activity; ATP binding. The transcript has 5 exons.